AUGCCAAUUGGUAGCAGCAUGUCCGCGAAGAAGUCCAGUAAAUCGAGCAUUAAUUCCGAUGAGCGAGGUAUGAGCCAGUUAACUAAUAUAACUUUGCUAGGAAACGCAGUUUUUGCACGAAACUUCAGUCACCAAUGUGAAGAAAAUGGUCUUUCUUCAAUACCGGUCCUAAAAUUCAAGCAAAUAAUUUUGCCUGAGAAGACUCCGCGGGUAAGCUAAAUUUAGCACUAGUCAAUGCCGAUCCUCUGUUUGCGUCUAUUCACGUUUAAUUCAUGUAAAAGUUAACUAAGAUACUGGGUGACGUUUUAUGAACUUCACACCUUCCCAACUGUUUAAAGAUCUGAAGUAAAGUAUGAUGCUUCAAUUUUCUGUCACGAAGGUUUAUUUUUCAUUUAACAAUUGUAGAAAAACAACAAAAAAGAGUCGACACGAAAAACUGCAACGUCUAUACAGCCAGGUACCGUGGACUCGGAUGAUUCUUCAGGUACAUCAGAAGGUUGACGAAUUUCGCAGUAGCAUGUGAUUUUUAAUAAAAAAUUUUGUGCAAAACUGUUCGAGAGCCUCUGCAAAAUGCAUGUACUUACGAAAUCUUCUCCAAAACGAGGGGCUAAUUCAGUAAAUGAAAACCAUUGUGGUUGGUACACUAAGUAACUAGCAGUUGUUUUUUAUGUUAAAAACUACUGAAAUGCGUAAUUGGCGCAACUGAGAAACUUGUUUGAGCACAUAUUUUAACCUUCUAUCUCUCGAAUUUCAGCCGAAUGUGUUACCACUUGGAGUAUCGAGAAGACAACUGCUGGAUUUGUGAAAUUCAGUAGUUCUUUUUUCGGCACCAAGUGGAUUUAGUGUUUUCAGCACUCGACAAAACCACAGAAUACGUACUGCUUAAUGGACAAAGAAAAUGAAUUUAGAGUUAGGCAACCUACAUACUGAUUGAAUAAAAGCACCAAAGUUAUAACUGUCAAAAGCAUUUAAAAAACCUAAGUUGUCUUUUGUCGUAAAUGCCUUGCUUUAAUGACAUCUCAGAUCCGAAAACGUUCAAAAUUGUGGACAAUCUGCAUUUUCAACAACCAUGUGUUGAAUUAUGGCAAAAAACGCAGGGAAGCCCAGAUACGGUGCAAGAAAUACGGAUAAGGGGUUUGUUGUUUGCUUCGGGCUCAUACGAUUUUUUUGCAGGAUGGAAAUGCGAUGAAGAUAUCUACACUCAACUGAAGCCGUUGUUCCUCAAUUUCAAGGGUUUGCACACACUUAUGUACGUUUCAAUACUUCAACUGCUAACGGGUAGAGAGAAGUUUAGAUGACUGAAUCUUUAUGAGUAAAGGUUAGGUCUAUAAAAAUAGCAAAAGGACAAUGAAUUUCAGGAUGUAGCACAAACCUGUUCUCUUAUUUUGCAGUGACCCCUUGCUAUGACACACUCCAACUUAAAAGGCUUCACUCUAUCGUAGGUUUUAUAUGCCCAACUAGUUUUGUGGAAUAUCACCUUAUAUAUAAUAGAAUAUAAAGGCUUAUGUCGUGUAACAAUCUAAAAGAUGUUGACAAAUAUGUGGAAGGGUUUAUAAAGGCUUAAAUGUACAAAAAUAAUCAUGAAAAUACAUGUAGUUCUUACUUCGAUGGGGGAUCACUGUGCACAUUGAAUUUUACGAGUAGGAGGAAUAUUUCCGGUAUAUGGGGGAAUACGACAAAGUGUCCCACUUUUAUACCUGCAUGUUAGGAAGGAAAACGGGGGAUAUGGUAGUUGGCAGAGUAAUUUGAUCAUUCAAAUUAGAUUUUUCUUGUGAACUGUAAAAGGACACAUUUUUUCAGCUCUUGAGCGCAUGAAUCAUUUCGCGUAAUACCCGCUUUUCUUUGGGAAAACGUUUUUGACAAAAUGCUUUGAGAAAGGGAACAACAACUUACUGCUUCUUUGUAAAAAUGCAGAUUUUGGAAUGCUGGACUAACGUCGCAGAUGAUAAUUAAUAUUGGCUUCUUCGUCGCAGAAUCGAAAAAGUUGAGGCAAGUUAAAAAAUAUUGCACUCAUUAAUAUCAACUGUUGACCGAAGCAAAAACUUGGACGUCAUAUGCUGCAAUAUCUUAGCCUGCCAAGGCGUUAAAGUAGCUUUUAUAUUCCGUAAACCAGAAUCUUGUCGUAGUACGCAACCGCUCAUCUACUUAUAUGAGAUAAGUGGGGGAGAAACAUUCAAGGGGUAUGCGUGUAUGUAAUCCAAAAUCGAGGGUUUCUUUUCGAAAAGAAUUUCUUCAUUAACCCAAUUCUUGGUAUAAUUACAAUGGCAAUGAGGAGAGUUAUUCUAAAAAUCCAUGUUUUUCAAAAAGAUAUUUAAAAAAAACAAGGCGCGAUAAAGCUACUUAUGCUCACCACCUCGUCUUCUAAAGACAUAAAUAUCUCAGAUAAUUUGCGGACAAACAAACAAUACAGAUUCUUAUUAGGAAUUAUGGCUGCUUGUCAGAAUUAAGUCCAUGAGGUUCUCUAUACUUUUCCGAUACUUUCAUCAGUAAUUCUCUCAGUCCCGGGUUUUCCUAGUUCUCCCAAUACGAAAUUUAUAUUCAACAAGGUUCCCAAUGUAAAUUAUAUCUAAAUUGACCAGGAUUCUCUGUAUUGAUAAAUUCGUAGAGACUGAGGAGCUCAGUCCACGAAACUGGACAAGAAAAAAGUAGAAGCGCUUGUGACAAAAUGCAGUUCUUCUCAGUUUUGGUUGUCUAGUGUAUAGAAAUCCGCCAAUACUCUCAAUGAGGUGAGAAAGAACAUGCUAAAGUAUAUUAAUGUUACUCAUAGCGGCUGAAUUAUGCCUCUCAGAUGUUAUGGAAAUAAAUCGAUUUCGUUCUGAACAACUUUCUGCAUUAUAACUUGACAUAACAGCUCAAUCACUACAUCAUUAAAUUCUGUAUUACAAAGGUACACGUCAAGGGACAGAGUUAAAAUCACAGGAUUUUAUUGCUCGUACUAUUUCGACUCAAGGAACAUAAAUCCAACAUUUUCAACUGACUUCACGAUGCGUUGUCUGAUUGCAUGGUUUAGCCAAAAGUGCUUUGUGUGAAUCAGUUUCCCAAAUGGUUGACAGGAAGAGGGUCCGGUCGUAUUUGCACAUCAAGGCUGCAAUUAUGACUAAUACUGAUGGUCGACAUACAUCUCUUUUCCUUCAAGAUAGUUGAAAGCAAUGCGAUGUUAAAAAAUAAGCCGACGGUCACUCGAGACCAAAAAACCAACAUAAGAAAGGAAAUUAAAGAAAUGACAAGAGAUGGUUUGCAGUGUAUUGUUAUAAGCCCUGCAAAAUAUAGGGCGCAUCCACUAUAAUCCUUCUACUGCUGAGAAUACUUUUUAAAAAGGUGACGAACCAUCUCGAAGUCAAUAAUGUUACAAAUUUCUCGGCAUCUUAUUCUGCUGUUAAUGGCCAUUGCAUAGUUUAAAGUUAGCGCUUCAAUAAGAAAGCAGUCUGGGGCUGCAAAAUGAGCCGGACACUUAAACAGCAGGUGGUGUUGAUCAGGCAUCCUCUUAGGUUCAAUCGUUCACCGCGGACGUUAGAUGACAUCAAGGUCACUGGUAUCGGUCCCGGGCAGCAGCCCUCUGCCGUAUCGAUCUUCCAGCCUUUAUCGAACAUCAGUUAACUUCGCCUGAGCAGAAGUCUGCCGUCUCAGUCAGCGAGUAUCUGGGGGCAGAUUUCUACGGUACCUGCAGUCGGUGCAGCGUACCAGACUGACUCCAUGAUUUAAAGGUAUUCACUCAGAAUAAACUGUCCAUUCCGCGAUAUUAACCGUCGAGGGUGAUCAGUCUGGCUUGAAGAAGGAGACACGAUCGCUGGGAAAAGAGCUUUAUUAGCCUGACGUUUCGGAUUCCUGCUCGAAACCAUCAUCAGAGACAAAACAGAUACUGUCUGGCUUGUCGCUAUUAAACGCAAAGCCAAUUUUCCAGAGGAACUUAAAGGAGAAGUCUGUGUAUAACAAGUUGCAUAAUAUCUCUCGGUGCAACCGGGAACAGAUUAAUGGGCUGUGGGUUUCUAGAAUGUUGGUUCUCCGGCCAAUAAUUAAAAAAAUGUUUCAGAAACGUUCACGCAGUUCGUCGACGGUUGAAAUGUUUCAGCGUCAAAAUCGGUAGGUGAAGCAGAUAGUGGUCCCAAGAGCAAUUAGUGACCGAUCUCAUGAAAUUUUAACCGAAAUCUUACAAUGCAUCUUCAGUUAGGAAGGAUUACUUGAGUAGGCUUCCAACACUGACUAUCGUGCAGCCUGAACCAUUGGUAUUUGAGACAAGCCAGGAUUCUGGCCUUUGAAUGAACUUAUCCUUGGUCGCCCGAAGACUAUGCACUUAGAUAAAAUGACUACUUAACUGGUACGUUGCUAUCUGUUAAUUUUUGACACUCGCAAUAAAUUCGCCUGUUUCAUAGAAAACAUACUCACAAUGGCUUUUCUUACACUCGUUUGAUAGUAAAUCAAUUCAUUUUUAAAUUUCAUACUGAAGAAAUGGGUAUAUUAAAGUUUCAAAGAAGUUUAUAACUAUGUGAUUUUUAAGGUUUCUCCCUGUCCAUUCAAUAAGCAUCGUAUCUGCCUGUUAACUUAUGCUCCCCAUAAAGUGUACAGUCUAGCCCAAAUUCAUAGCAAAUCGCAUGGAGCAUAUAUGGUAUUUUCAGAACAGUACAGAGGAGUGCACAAUUCUCCUUACACGGAAGACAUACAUCUUGUACACUUAAAAACCUAAACGUAAAGUUAACGGAAGGCCGGGCUCAAAAGUACUCUGGAAUUAUAAGACUUUAAAACCUUCAUGUACUCCUCUUUUGAAUAUCGAAUUUAAGGACAUAGUAAUUUGGGUGCUAUCAAUUGGGUGCAGAAAAGAAUACUUUUGCCCAUGUUUACUAUAAAUGUAUGGGAGCUUAUAAGUGCAUGGGAAAUCAGUAGAAAAAAUCACACUGAUUAAGUAGCCACUUUAACCAAGUCUUUUUUGCAGGCGAUUGAAGAGAAGUUCAUUCAAAAGUCGGCAUAAUGGAAUAACAGAUAUCCUGGGAUUACGCUGCACGAUAAUCAAUGUUAAAACCCCAUUUAAGUAAUCCUUCCUAAUCGAAGACAGAUUUCAGAACUUCGAUUAACAUUUCACGAGAUCGGUCGCUGACUGUAUGUCGGUGUAAACAAAAAAAGCAAAAAAAUAAAGAAUGCUGCUUGAAUAAAAUGUAAAGCUCGCGCUUGUCAACAUCAAGGAUCGUGGACUGCACAGCAAAACGCAUUUGCCAGACUUCGGUGUAGCACUAGCUAGGGCAACUUCCUUUAUUCAGACGUGUUCUCUAAAAAUAAAAAAAGUUAUAGUACUGAUUUGUUUGUGUGGAUCACGUUUUUUUAGGAUUCUAAAAGUGGAGGCUAAUAACUUGAUCGAACCGGAGACCUAUCACGAACUUAUUCCACCUGAGAACAGGUAAGCAGCUUUGUCCGCAUUAUUGACGGUAAUCAAAGAUAGCAGAAAUUCUCUUGCUCAAAAACACGUAAAAAACAAAAUUUUGCAGUUGACCGUUGUGUCUUUAGAAUGAUAACCAUAUUUUUAAUGUCUCGAUGAGGCACUUUUUCCCAGAGAAACUGUGAACUUUUUUAAUAAACUCAUUUAAUGAUGCAUUUUAAUAUUUUUGAAAUUCAGCAGAGCAAUCCCGCGCAGUUAGUUGCUGUGAGCGGCCUUUGUUUUACACGAAGAUACAGGGAAUCGUAAGCCUGAACUACAAAACAUGAGAAGAUAUAAGCCAAACAUCUAAAUCAUUUUGGACCGACUAUGUGAGCCAUGUUUCAUGUUCAGUGUCCUAGAAAGAAAGUCCCAAGGAAGACUGAGUAAGAUGACUGGCGAAAAAAUGUUUAUGACCUUGAAAAGUACAUAUUGUUGCCGAUGAACGUCAUCGGAUCCUGGGGACGAAGUUCAACCCGCGGCGUUCGGUACAAGGAGUCAGUCAUAGAUUUAACUGGUUACGCGGACCAUGUUCUGAAUACGAAUUCCGGCUAGAUCGCAGUUGGUAGCCAGGCCCCGUAUUAGAGGUGGAGGGGGGUUGUUUACUGGGGCUAUUUUGUGGGACUCCAUAAUCACAUCUGGCCCAUUGGACUUCCGUUUUACGUUUGAGGUUAGGAUUAGGGUACCGGUUAAUGAUUCCCGAUUUUCGGGUUAGGGUAAUGCCUUCAGGCGGUCCAACUGCGAUCUGGCCCGAACCAAAUUUCUACAUACACAGAAAAACAAUUAAUCUGCACUUUUGAAGCCGUUAAAUCUAAGAUCGUCGCUCUCCUCAUGCCAUCAUUCGCAUGUCUCCCUUGUAGUAGUCUCGUUCAUCUGAGCCUGCGGUUUACCAAACUGAGUGCCGAGGGCAUUCACGAAGUCGCUAUACGUUUGGGCAACAGAACCAAGUGGAACAACUCUAUUGUUUCUCUCGACCUCACAGGAUGUGGGCUUACAGACCUUGGAAUGUGCUACCUUGCUGAGGUACGUCGAAAUAUUAGGCGUAGUUGCAGUAGUCGAAUUCAUAUCUGGUUUGCGAUACAGGCCAAAUUUGCUAAUGUAAUACAAUUUAAAUAAUGAAUCAAACGAUACGGACAAGUAGAUAAUUAUGCUGUAAUACAAUUAUGCACAUAAGAUACGUUUCAUAUACACACAAGUGUAAUAAACUAUGCAUUGAUAUGUGGGAUUUAAUACAAUACAUAUUAAAAAGUCAGUUUGUAAACAGGUGUUUUCGGUAAUCCAUCGACAGGCCAAUACAAUGACUUGGAGAAUAAACUUGUGAGUUAUAGACAGGAUUUAAAUAUGUCCCAGGGUCAGGGUUAGACAAACUCCUUGUUUCCACGCCGCCUGCAUGACGGCGUCAGCAUGUUAAGAACGGUGGAGCUGGGGUGGGGGGACAAGGGGAGGGGUUCGGGUUAGGUUGUGAUCGUUGUCUCUAUGUCAAACACGCGGAGUGUGUGUGUGUGUGUGUGUGUGUGUGUGUGUGUGUGUGUGUGUGACCGUUCUCAGGACUUCGGGGCGGCGUGCAAUCACCACCUAGAGUCGGCCAACAAAGAUAGACUGCCUAUGUCAACGUCUUCCGACAACAGAGUGCUGGAUUCCCUAAUUGAAUGGCCACCGCCUCAGCUAUUGCUAGAAUCCGUUUGCGUCGGCUUUAGGGUAGUGUGCUGACGCCCGGUAGAUAACUUCAAAGGCUUAUCUGACGUUGUGUUAGUGGUUCUUAUCGGCUAUAUGUGCAAGAAUUGAACUUCAAAUCGACCUAUUUUGCCCUUUAUCUAGCCAGGCAGACAUGUGUUCGCGUACCCUCUUUUCUAGACGCCUCGUUGUACGGUCAAUAAUUCCUGUUCCACAGGAGCAGGUGGGUGAAUAAAUACCUAUCGAUGUGGCCUACAGAAGCAGACGGUCUUUGUCCCCCAACCGUAUGUAGUAUGGGAGAGAUUGCGAAGAAUAUGCGCAAGUUCGCCGGGGGAAGGAACUCAUGUUAGCCGUUCUUAGACGUCGUCCUACUAUACAGAUACAUCAAUAGAUAUGGCGUCUUCUUCGAAAUACUGCACUGGACCUAUGGCACUCAUAGUUUAGGAUAUUAGCAGUGUAUUUGUACAAGGUGCCCCAAAACGGACCACGAGGUAGAUGCGCUGAACCAACGCGGGGGCCACUUUGGGAUCUGGCGAGCGCUAUUGGAAAUACACACCCACUAUAAAUACCAACAUUCGGGGUGCGGUGGCAGGCCCAGUUGUCGGCUCACGUCGAGCACAUUAGGAUCUCUGCCGCCGCCUUGUUGUUGUUGUCAGUUAAAAUCCCGGUUAAAUAUUUGUUGUGGACCAGAGGGCGUGGCGGUACACUUAGGUGAGGGUCUGUCCGCGCCAACCACCUGCGCAGUCUCCUGCCUCGGGUCUUCUUGAUUAUGUGCUGACACCGGGCCCAGGUUGGGAGAGAGGACGGUGUGCGGUAGAUGCUACGCAAGUUUGACACCACUAAAAACUAAUUCGCGCACAAGCCACCGUGCCUGCUCUCACGGUGGACACCUUCGAUCACGACGGUCGAGCAGUCGUACGUGUACAAACAGUGGUGAUGGGAAAUCUCCCAUGAGUAUGGAAAAAAUCAAUAAAUGUUAGCUCACUAAUCUCCUUUUAAAUUUUUCAGUGGGAAAUUUCGCAAAUCCAAAAUUUUAGUCCAUUAGCCCAGGGAAAUGAUUGCAGGGGUAGGAGGAUGCUGGAUUUACAAAUUUUAAAAUAGCUGCGUGACCCUACUACUGCGUUCUUCGUCCUGCGGACAUACGACAGCUGACAGAGAUCAAGGUAGGCAUGAUGUCGGGGGGCAAAUAAAACUAGAACACACGCGAGAACUCAUUCAGCCGCAGCCACUUACAUUUUCCAUUAAUAGAGUAGGUUCGUAAAACUAGUCAGCCUGCAACACAAUUUUAUAGUAUUUCAGAUACCUCAAAAUGCCGGCUUUCAAGUGAUCUUCCUUCCGACUGCAUACAGAAACUAUAUUCUGUAAAAAAUCACUACUUAAGUAGCAUGAAUUUUCUCAUUGGUUUUCGAUGCCCUUAAAAAUUCAAUUAUCUUCCAUGGAGAACAUGCAUAAAAAUAUUCAUUCUUUUGCUCAUUAGGUAGAGCAUUACGUCUUCUUCCAAUCUUAUAUUCGAAGGAAGGGUAUAAUUCGGCUUUAUAAAACUUAUCCAAUUCCCGAAUAAUUUUGAACCCGCUCUACCGUUACACUUGGAUUCAGGGUUUGAAAACUACAAGCCGCACACUUUCCGCGUACGGAAAACCACACAUUUCUCUAUUGUAGUAAAGGGGGACCAUACAGUUUCAUAAAGUUUAACAGUGGAUUUGAUCCAUAUUGUUAAGUUUACAAGCCACAUUGGUAAAUACAUUUAUGAACGGCCAUUUCACGGUAUUUAAAAGUCCCACAAUUAGAAACUUUUUAAAAAUCGAAUUAUGCGCCUCCUUCGAGUAAAAAAUUAGAAGAAGACGUAAUCUUCGAUCGAAUGAGCAAAACAGUGAAUAUUUUUAUGCAUGAUUUUCAUGAAAUAUAACUGAAUUUCUGAGGGCAUCGAAAAUGAAUAAGAAAAAUGCAUGAUACUUAAGUAGUCAUUUUUCACGGAGUGUAGUUUUUGCAUGCAGCCGAAAAGGAGUUCAUUCAAAAGCCAACAUCCUGAGGUAACUGAAAUAUUAUAGAAUUAUGUUGCAGACUGGCUAGUUUUACAACCCUGCUUAAUUAACCUCUUCGAAACGAACACGCAUUUCGGAAUUUCGGUUGACAUUUCAUGAGUUGGCCCACCAACUGUAGUUCCACUGAACAGAGAAUAAUCACAAUGUUCUCCAGAAAGGGAUCACGAGCCGAUAUGGUCGUGGGGAUUUCAAAUAAUCCAUUCUUAAGGAAGCAAUUGUCUUGUAAGGCACUUAUAUCUGAUUUACCUACCGUGUCACAAUUUCCCAUUGCCACUCUCCUUUUCGUGGGAGUACCUCAACAACCAUAUUAAGAAGGAGCUACUACACUCUGACUCUUAGUUCUAAAAUGAAACGAGUUGCCCUAUCAGUUGGCAACACCCCAAAACAAAACUGAUAGCACGUCUGUUUUUAUAGUGAAGAGCGUGCUGAUGGGCUUUAAAGAUAGAUUCUCUAUUAUCGGUCUUAAUCUUUACUUGAUCUCAAGCUCCCAAUCUCACGUAAAUGAGGCGGACAUGUUUGUGCAAACGGUGUUUCGUCAAUCAUACCGACGCUGACAAACUUAAUCGCACAGACCCUGGCGAAGCAUUGAAUGACGUAUUGUUACGAGGGGUCGUGCAUGUGCAUGUGUUAGAUUAUGCUUCUUUGUAGCCUGAUGCUUUUAUACUGCGCAACUACAUUUUCGAGUUGUAGUGUACUAUCGCCAACUAGAGACAGAUAGAGCUGAAGGCUUAAAAAGUGUUCUUAAUAGCCAACUCACUAUUCGUGAGGGCACUUUUACGAUUUCGGCUUUUUUGGUCACUGCCAUUCAAAGUCACAUUGCAAAGGUGCCAUCGGAAAAAGUUCUAAAAUUUAGAAAUUAGUGGAAGUGAAAACCUCGUUGAAUUAUCAUUUUGGCCCAUUUUAUGCACGCUUUGAUUGCCCGUUAUGCUUUCAUUCUUUCCGGGAUAACCAUCAAGUUUGUCAAACAUUCCGCUUAUGACGGACGUGAGGCCUAUUAGGAAUUUUCAUAUUAGUUUUCAUGGAAAUGUGCCAUAGGAUCCUACACAAUUCACAGAAUAAGUGAAAAUAUUUCGAAAUACUAAGCGACAAUCAUUGUUAACUUUUAUUAUUUCUGCGGCGUUUUUUGCUGCUGUACUUUACUAGUUGCUUUAGUAAAUAAUUGCUUACUUAUGAAUCGCAAACUUAGAUUUUCCUCAAAUUUUGAACGUCAUUCGCUUCGCCAGUGAUAUCAGGAGGAAAACGGUUUAUUUAAAGUCGCAGCACUUGUGGGCAAUGUAUGGUGCUGGUAACAGCCGGGGCGGUGACCAUUCGGUUAACGAGUCCAGCGCUUUGUUGUCGUCAGAAGACUAGGAUACAAGUGGUGUCUUCUAUGGCCGACUUCUGGGGGUGAUCGCACGUCGCCCUGAUGACAGUUCGACCGUCGAUUACCACGAUGCCAACUGUGUACUACACAGAUAGGUGCAGCAGACACGGUGACUUGCGCGUGAAUUAGUUUAUGGUGACAGUGGACUUGCGCAGCAUCUACCGCACUCUCUCUUUCCCACUUCCCACUUGGACUCAGUGUCAAGACGGAGUGAAGAAAACCAGAGGGGGAGGAGGGCGCAGGUGGGUAGCACGACCGGACCCGCACCUAGGCGUGCCACCACACCCCCUUGGUUCACAACAAACACUUGGUCAGGAUUUUCCACCAACAGCAACACCCCGACAAUGGUCAGAAGGACGAGGAUGAUAACUGGGCAGCCAUAUCCACCACCUGUAUACCCAGUGGGAGCGUAAGCGCAUCUACCGGCAGGGAACCCAGGUGUCAGGUAAUUGUCAGCGCAUACCAGGCUGCGAGGUCCAUGGUUUGCUAGUACUGGCAUAACACACGCUUUCAAAUCUUUUGACCUAGAAGGGCGACACGUGGUCCUGAAUUUAGUGUGGGCUGUCAUCCUUCAAGUUUGGGUGAUCGAACAGUCGUCAACUGAGAGGCACCACCAAUAAGCACGUCGCCCUUACUCCCUGAUGACAAUCAUGAGUAGUCCGCAAGCAUAGCACAACAGUUGGACAGGCGAUCUCGACGAUGUCCACCGUCUGUUCUACAGCGAGGUGGGAGCAUAGAUGGUGGCUUGCGCCUGAAGUAGUUUAUAGUUAUAGUGGGUUUGCGAAGCACCUACCGCACUUUUUCCCCAUACCUCGCCUGUACUCGCCGUCAAGAUGAAGUCAACAUAACCGAAGGCAUGGCGGGGUGGGGGGCGGGCGCAAGUGACUGGCACGGCCGGACCCACGCCUAGGCGUGCCGCCACACCCCUUGGUCCAGGACGUACGCUAGUUAGGAUUUUAAACGCAAGAAGGGAAGAAGGAAGAUAGUGUUUGGCAUACUGACCACUCAUACCCUACCCCCCCCCCUCGGCAUCCCCUCCCUCAGCCACGAAAACCACUGCACUCCGACUUCAUCACGCGGGAUGCGUGGGAGCGAAUGUAACUACCCCUCCUAAGACAUAAAAACCUGUCCUUGGCUCAUACGUUUACCGUCUAUGUAAUUUCAGUAACCCAAUGAUGAAUUACCGAAAACAUCUGUCUGUCAGUUGACUUUUACAAAGUAAGUUUUGCCCGAAGACUAAUUAAAACCCCAUAAGGGAGGCAAUUUGUGAAAGACGAACGCUUACAUAAAACAAAGAUAAGGCAGUUUUGACACAAUGUGACGUGACCUUUACGUCUACCGACUGAAUUUGUCGUAAUUUCCUUUAUUUCGCGAAUACUGUUAAGAUAAAGGAACAAAGACGAACGAGAAUAGUCAUUCACAGGAAAACGUUUGUUAAAAUGACUCUCGGGCGAUCUCAAAAGAGCUCCCUGUCGUCUAUGUUCGCUGUGCUGACCUGACAUGUGUCUAGCCUCAAGCUAGGAAAGGUUUUAGCUUCACUUUUCACGCUAAAAAUUAUUGUUUUGGUAACCAAUGCGUGACGCUUUUGGAGUAAAAUUUUCAAGGUCAAUUUUGGCUCUCGUAGGCCCUGCGAACAAACCGACGUCUGAAGUUCUUGACGCUGGCAAACAAUCAAAUCGGUGACCUGGGAGUGAUGGCUCUGUGUGAGGUAAACAUAAAAAUGCAACACUUCUGACUCUUUGGCCUAACAACCGAAGGGAAAACAUGACAGGAGAUGUGAAAAAUAUACGCUCGAAUUCUGUCAAAAUGGAGAACCCAUAAUUAAAUUUGGAAGUAAACGCCUAAAUAAUCUGUGCUAUGUUGAUGUCAGCCAGACGUUCUACGCAAAACCUACUCAGGGACUAGAAGUAUUUUUUUUCAAAAAACAACCAAUUAGAGUAUUCGCUCUUUCAGAGCUUAUUUUCGGGAAAGAUGUCGGCACCUGAAUGGUUACAUGCGGGCCACCUAUCCUAGUAUGCAAACUGCCCUCCGGCAGGCUUAGCUGCCGUCAAAGGUAAGAAAUAUUUUUUUCUGCAUGUAUUUCCCACAAAUUCGAUACAUACUGAUGCUAACCACAGCUGCUUUUCACGGAUGGGAUUAAAACAAGUGUCUGCCUGUGGGUAGACAAGAUUUUGUUUAAGACGCAUUCUUAUUCGACGCUGACUGACAGUGAGGCCCUCUGUUCUAUACGGACUGCUGGACGGACUACCAACGGUACGUUUUGACUAUGAAAUUUACGCCCCGGGGAAGACAAUGGAGGAAGACGCGUACCGACGGGCUCCGCGCUGGAGAUCAAAGUAAAACAGGACUUUUACAUACCACCUUUCAAUCAAGAUAGAUAAAUGGACCCCACACAAAUGUGACUUUAAAUAUUUGCCACGGUGACCGACAGGGCGUGGGCCCCCGACUCAACGACCAAAGACCCACGGUUCAAGUUCCGCGUUUUCCUUGUCAAGUGCAAACGGCUUUUAAGAUAAUUCAUUGUCUCACUUAGCUAAAUAUUGUAAUACGCUCAAAAUUUACUGUCAAAUCCAUCCAGUAAGCCGCUACUUUACUUCCGCUAGAGUAUGGUAUCAUUAAAAACUUGUUGCAUGCACACUGGACAACAUAUGGAGAGAAUUGCAAACUCAGAGCUUGCGAAUAUAUAAAUCCGCCUACACUACUGGGAUAAUUUGUGCUCUUUUACUUUAAAGAUCCUGGUUUUCAGUUUAUUUGUCAACGAUAAUAGGUAAGGCCUUCGAAAACCCUAUCGAUUACAUGUCAGCCCGUUAGAUAUAACUGUACACCAACAAUGAGAAUUGUUGCUAUUAAAACAGUACUCGAUUCAUUUGAGUAGCAUUGUUUCCGAAAAUUCCCGGGGAUCGCGGUGUAUUUAGUUCAUGUUCAGCUUGUCGAGGGAAAACAGGGGACACAAAUAAUCAUCCAAACGUUUCUUGAAGAAUUGAAGAGACUUCGCGUCCACGACCGUUUGGGAGAAAUCGUUCCAUUUCUCCACAACCCUUUGUGUGAACAAUUCAGAAUAAAGAUUCAGCCUGGACAUAUUUGUGCGUAUAUUCCUCGAGCGACCACGAAGUUUGGGUGAAAGGUGCCACUGAAAAGUGUCCUCAAAGCUAAGUCCAUCAAUCAGUUCCUGAAAGGUUUGGAAAUAAAAGACGUUUCUGGUGAUUGAAGAGGCCCCAACUUCGGCACGUGAGGAAUAGUCUUACUAUAUACAAGGUGAAGGUUGCGCGCUGACCCUCUGGGUACACUACCCACCUACAGUCACACUUGUUUAACUUUAAAUGCGAACUUCCCAGACGUCAUCUGCAUACACGCAGCUUGAAGUGCAAGUUCAGCGAUGGGCAAGUUUUCGACAAAAAGCUGUUUGGGACUCCUUUUGACGAACUGUCACAACAGUCGGCCAAGUUGACUACCAACACAGAAAUUUAUUGUCAAUUGUAUAAUUUCGCUCAACGGUUCCAGUGCUUCCCCUGAACUCUAGUAGGUGUAGGAGUUCCGUCGGACAAUCUUCAAAGUAUUUCGAGUUUUUGAAGUACACGGAUAAGUACUAUGCUUCGGGUAAAAGUAAGGAUACACCAAUAUGCAUAGAAGGAUCUAGCGAGCAUAUCUGAGACCAAAGCAUGCAACUGUUGGUGAUCCGUCUCAUGAAAUGCUAGUGGACGUUUUGAGAUGCGUUUCCGAUAGGCAAAGAAUACUUAAUUGGGUUGUAAUACUAAUUAUCAGGCAGCAUAGUUCGAAGAUACUUCAGUCACGCUAGAAUACCGGCCUCCGAUUGAACUUUUUUCCAUCACCUGCAAAAAUCGCAUUCGGAAAAAUGACUACUUAAGUACUAGUGACUUUUUCCACUGUCUUCAAGACUCUUACAUUUUCAAUUACAUUGUAUAGGAAAAAAUGGUCAUACAUAUGCUUUUUUGUCCUCUUUUAAUAACAGAUCACGUCUUUUAUAUUCGAAAAUUGGGCAUAAUGAGGCUUUAAAGUUAUUCAUUUUCCAAAUGAUCUUGGCCUUGACUUGCCUUUGCAUUAGCGUUUGGAGUUUACAGUCCGAAAAGUGUAUAGUUCUGCGUGAGAAAAUCAUGUAUUCCUCAAUGUCAUAGAGACAGUGCUGUAUGGAAGUCGAAAUAUUUCGGAAUAGAUGUGAAUCAUCUUGUAUAGUUCAUGAGGAGCGUUAAUAAACAUGCAGAUACGAUGGGCAUAAAAUUCUAAUAAUGUGAACUGCUACUAAAUUAGUGCAAGAAAAAGUGGCUAAGACCACAUUUUACAUAAAAUAUUUCUGAAAUACAAAAUGCGCCUAGAGCCAAUGCGAAGAAUUCACACCACUUAAACGGCUAAUUGCACUGUGUGGUUUUUGUAAGCGGCCGAAAAGAGGCUGUUUCAAAAGCCGGCAUCCUGAUGUAACCAAAAUACCUUCGCAUUAUGCCAAAAUAUAGACAGUAGUGCUACCCCAUCUACAUAAUCCCUCGUGAUUGAAAACGCAUUUCAGAAUUUCAGUUAACAGUUAAUGAGAUCGGUCCGACAAAACCACUCCAAAAUUUCCAUUGGUCUGCUGUCAAGAAUUCAAAAACCUUAUUCAUUUUUAAUGCGGUACCAAAUGAUCAUACUUCCGUCUUCGGCCUCAAAGUGCAAAGUCUAUAAAACGUUACUCAAAAUUAUAGCCAAACAUAGUUCACAAUACUGACUUAAAAACUGUUAUACUUCAGGAGAUAAUUAACACCGUUGUCCGUGUACGUGGGACCUUUUCUCCGAAUAUCGGAACACACGAUUAUGGCUAAACUCCGACAACUAGGGGGUUUUUCAUAGGCAAAAGUGUCAGAGUUUGAAAAAGGAGCAAAUCGCCAUGCGCGCUUUCUCCAAAAUGAAACGAAAAGAAUAAUAACCUGGUCAAGAGUCAAAAAUUCCCAAAAAGAAAACGCACAAUCGGCGUGCUUAAAAAGCCAUCAUUGACAAACAAACAAUUAUUUUGACAGUUUUCGUUUAAUUUUACACAAUAAAAUAGAGGAAGUUUUCGACUCAGAACUAGUAGGACCAGCUUAUCCUGUUUAUCUUACCGUAGAAAGGCUUCCGAUCGUAUUUUUUUCUACAAAUGUCUUAUCAUGGCUUGUUAAUUUUCCCUGUUUAUCUGUUUAGUGAUUUGUAACUUUGAAUGUAUUGUAUCCAGACAAUUACCAAGUUCUUCCUAACGGACGACGAGUUGGCUUUACGACGAAUCCUUCAGGGAGAAUAUGUGAGUCAAAGCAAGCAAAUUUGUCCGAGAGGUCGCUUGUCAACAUUUUUAGCUAGGAGUUGCCAAUUUCUCUCUCUAUCUCUCGGGAGUAGCUCAGAAAAGCCACCGGUUACAACCCUGCCCUGUAUCCGUGUGCCCUCAGAAAAAACGCUAUUGCCAAACCAUAACCGGUCUGCCCAAAAGAUAAAAACCCCUGUGCUUACCAUACGUACUGGCUGCAAACUGGAUUAACUUACGGAGAAAAAUCAUACUCACCUGUGAGAAUGCUUUCGUAUCUAGGAGUCUGGAAAGGUUUGCUCUAAAUGCGAAAAAUUGAACAGCACACGCUUACAUUCCAUUUGUCCAACCUUCCUGGAGAGCAGGGUCUCCAAUUUAAUAUUUGAAGACUUUAACAGGUUGACUUAAAUUCGUAAAUCAAGACCCUAAGGGCUGCUUACUUUUCCUCUUCGAUAAAUUAGUCUGAAGAGUUAUGAUCUGAUUCGCGUGUACAUCUUUCCCAGCUCCAUAAAUUCUCUUCUACACUUUAUUCGUCUGUCGGCUCUUUUUCUCAACCGAGAAACUGAGGCUGUUGUUUUCACUCCUGCAUUGUGGCCACAAAGCUAAAAAACUAAUGUUUAGUCGUCUUCAUUCGACAUCAAAUAAAUAAAGCAGUAAUAAAGUUGCAAGCGACUCAUUAUCUUAAGAAGUACCAGUCAUAAUUACUCUCAUUCGGAUUCACGCUGACAUUCGCUAAAACGUGCGCUGUGUUUGAAAGGUUGUUUAUUGACUCUUAUUUGUGGCAUAACAAGUGUUUAUUGGUUCCGAAAGAGAUUUCAGAGACCAAGAAGUACGCUGUUUGGCUAAAUUUACUGUAAUCGGCGGGGUCGUGCAACUUCAACAGGACCUGUAUGUGUGAACUGCAUAUAGGCGUAAUGGGAGUGGGCACUUUUAAAGGAUAGUAUAUUUUCAAGGGCUAUGACAGCGUUUCCUAACUUAUGUUAACUUUGUUAAGCUUUUCACGGAAACUCAAGGCAGGGACAUCGCCGAAGGAUUCAGCCUCAUUGACCUACCACAGAAGGAUGGUUCAAAACUGGCAGCCGCAAAAAAGGUACUGUACGCAUGUCAGUUUACAAUUCAGGAAAAACUGCCUCUUCCCUUUAUUAAAUUUUUGAAGUGUAGCUCGAGCAAACUGUCAGCGCAUCACAAAUUGACCGGGCUUCAGGACUUUAGUGCACGUUUUUGUGUCAACCUGAAGACUUUUAUUAUUUCAUAAAUGAACAUGAAAAGUUACUUGACUAAAUGAACAUUUAGAGUUUUGAGAAUAAAACCAGAUAUUUUAUUGUGAAGUCAAAUUUCAUACAAACGUCCUUGCGAAACGGUGUGGGCACCGUGUUAAAUUAAAGGAAGCAUUUUGAUAUUAUGCAGCCACUCUUCAGCUUUUCUUUGAAGACCUGGGAUCGGAUUAAGCACACUUGAUUAAAAUGAUUAAAAAAUAGAAAAAUGAUGGUUUGCGUCAGAAUAAUCGUUGAAAUUAGUUGGGGGAGCGCAUGCGCGGUCAAAGUACUUUUAUAUAUUUUCUAAGCUUGCUUUGGAGAAAAACUAGAGGAAAUGAAUAUUCAUUUAGCCGAAACCAUAGCGGAGAACUUUCCAAAAAGAAAACGCACUGGAGAAGGCACAUGACAUCAUGAACAUGCCUAUCGCAUGCCUUGGCUGUAAAAGUUGGUAUUCUCAUGCAAGUAAGUUCAUUGUUUGAACAAGUCCCCAAGCAUGAUCCAAAUUCUAGUCUGCGAAAACAUAUGCCCGGGACUCAAUAAAUGAGCAAAAACUUUCAAGGUUUCGCCAACUUUGAAAAUGUUGGCAAUUAUAAACCGCAGAACUUGUAGUUUCGAGUAAGUUAUCGAAAACACCGAAAAUCGCAAAGCAUUCCUUAAUGUUUAAGGAAGGCUUUCGGACUCGAUGAGUCCCCCCAUAAGCGAAAAGUACAGUAGUUUAACGUAAGCAAAAUUCUCCUACUGCACAGGAGAUUGUGUGCUUGUGACUGCCUCUCCUGAUAAUAUUUUAACUUCUUAGUCACUGCUCGACCCCUCAGCAUGUGACACCGUGAGGACGUUUAUCGUCGCAGCAUGCGCGCCCAUGAAAUCGAACAAAAUCCCCAACACGGUCAAUAGCGUCUAAAAAAGGCAAAAGACAAUCCUAAUUACAAUUUUUAAACAUUUUGAUACAAAUAAGCCGCCUUCUGGCUGUCACCAUGCACAUUACACUAACCCUUACAGGAUAUUUAGCCGAAGAAGGGUGCAAAGUGGUUGAUUCAAAAAAUGUUCGCCCAUACUGUUUCCUUAUUUUAGCUGUUUAUAUGAACACGGAUUAUAUAGUUCAACAAUUUGAAUUUUACGUAAUUCUACAUUGAUUUCAUUAAAUUUUCGCAUUCUCGCUUAUCCUAAAACAGUUGGUGAUCACCGAGAAAUGAAGUAUUCUGCCGAACAGUUCUGUUGAGCCCGCGUUUUCCUAAAAAACAUUUUAUUAUCAGUAGUGCGUUACGGUCGAUCUAUUUAGUCGGUCUUUGAGUUAUAAGAAACUUAUUGUGAAGUUACGCAUACCUCAGAAAUUAGGUCACGGGCGACAUGGCUUUUGUCACUUUAGAUUUGAGUCAAUGUAAUCACUUUAUUCUGAAGAAUUACCUUUGCUCCCUAAACCUGGAGGUUUUAUGACGAAUCAAUCAGAAGGACGUUUAAUUGAUCUGCUGUAUAUUGGCCACUUCGGUUAAAAAAUCAUGCAUAACUUGAGCCAAUUUUUUAUAUACCACUCUCCACUUUGUCGUGCCAUUUCCCUUCUGUUUCUUCAACAGGCAGCAAGGGCGACGACAAGGUCACCAGUUGCUUCCAAAAGAGGUAAUUUUGUCCGGGCAGACAUCUUUGAUCUGAUCAAUAUUUCCGGCAAAAUAUAUACCCGCUUACUUUGUUAGAGGGAAAAUACCGACAUUCGGACGAAGAAUAGGUAAGAAAAGAAUAGUCAGUUGGGCAUUGGACUAAGGACCCCCGUAGUAGGGUAACCCUGCGCUAAAUUCCAGGGAUACCAAUUCCCAUGUCCUAACUCUAAACCCUACUCCCUUAACAUGACCUCUGCUGCUUACCUUCAUAACCCUUACCGCCUUGGCACAGGCCGCUUGUUAUACGGAUCUCCGUGCCUUAUCAAAUAAUAUUUACAUCGAAGCGAUUACCGUGGGAAAGUGGGCCUACCUUUUGCGCCCCUGCGUCCAGUCAUCCUAGAUACUGGGGCGUAAGGCGGAAGAUGAGAUUUCAGUAUGCAAAAUUUUAGUUUUAUUUGUAGAAGUAAUGAUCCAUAAAGAUGUCUGUCAGUGUUUUUACGAAUAAAGCGAAAUUCCUUCUUCCAGUGAAACCAACAGACGUUAUCUUUUGCUGAAGUCCCAUUCGUUGAUUAAAUAUCUACAUAUUUAAUGCUUUAAUGACAAGAAAGUUUCCAACUAGUUUAUUCCCGAGAAGAAUUUCAAAUAAAUGUGAUUCGGUGUGGCUGAGUCGAGGCUCAUAAUGUUGGUAGUCACUUGGAUAAACAUAAGUAAAUGGAAAACUGUUGUAAUGAACACCUUCGAGGGAAAAAAAUAAGAUCGUCCCAUUUGAGGGCUUUUGAUUUAAAAUGGUGCCCAGACACCGAACUGUCUCCUCAAUGGAUUUUGCAACCAGCUCCAGAGUCACAAUAGGCAUAAAUGUUUCAGUCAGACGCCGAAGACCUUGUCAUACUGAUAUUUUCUGGGAUUUUAGUGCCUCGCGAAAAAAACAAAAAUCUUCAACAACGAAGACCGACUCGCGAAUUCGGAAAUAUAAAGGGUCUAGGGGAGACGAUAACGCGGGAGGUGAGGAAGGCUCUGCGCAUUUUACAUCAUAAAAUAUAGACUUUGACUUCAUCCAUCUACCUCUUGGAAAUGUUGACUUCCUUAAUUUACACCUUUCUUGUAUCAUCUAAGCGGUUAUGUCAAAUGUCAUCAUUUUUUCUAGCAAAUUUUGGACAGUUUGGAGUCAAAACAUCCCUUACUGGCUGCUGGAGAAAAUAUUCCGCCCCAUGGACUACGAAUACAUGGGAACUACGAAGUUUCCAUGAUAAACUUGGCGCGUAUGUUGGACUUAUUUUAGUUAUUUUUGAUACUCCGUGAAAAUACCCGUUCGCGCAUCCUUUCGACUGUAGCUCCUAAACCUAAAAUGUCUUUUAGCAUGAUUGCUCAGCAAACGUUCUAGACAAAACACGCCAAAUAUAUGUCAGCUGGGAAAACCCCAGUCGCAUCAUUCUUCAAUUGAGAAGGCAGUUACUAGCUUGAGGGAUGGAAACAGCACGCGCUUGCUCUGUUGAAGUUGGUGACAAUGUAUUUCGCAGAUUAAGAGAUAAAGAUAAAAGUCCGCGAUUCAAAAACCUAAAAAACCUGUUAUUCGGUGAUUUCGCCUCGGGAUAACAAUUUCAACUCAAACAAACGGAGUGCAUGCAGUAGAUGUGCUAUCCCAUGAAAUGUUAACCGAAAUCCCGAAAUGUACUUUUGGCCAGAAGAGAUUAGUUAGAUAGGGUUGUAAUAUUAAUUAUCAUGCGGCAUCAUCCUAAGACAUUUCAGCCACACCAGAAUGCCGGCCGCCUGCCAUGACCACUUUCUGUAAAAUGGCUACUAAAGCAGUACGAAAUUCAUCCACUGACUUUCUAUGCUCUUGUAAAUUCCAUUAUAUUUCAAAGAUAACGUGCACAAACGUAUUCUCUCUUGUGCUUCUUUGGUAGUAAGUUGUGUAUUCUUUAAAUUUUCUACUUGAAAAGAGAACAUCCUUCGGUUUCCAAAAACAUUUUCAAUUUAUGAAUGAUACUUUACCUCACCUGCCGUUAUAGUUGUGUUCAGGGGUUCAAAAUGAAUGCUGUGUGCAUUCCGUCAAAGAUAUAUCAUAUAUUUUCCUAUGUUGAUAGAAAGAAACUAUAUAGGACUCGCAAAUGGAUAUGGGCCAGAUUGUAUACUAUAUAAGCAUCAAUAAUAAACGUGCUGAUGCCAUGCUGUGCGGAUGGCAAUUUCACAGUCUUAAAAAAUCGAAUUAAAAACUUUUUUCUAAAACCGAGAGAUAGACUUUACUUAGAUAUAAAAUUUAAAGGAGACUCAAGUUGCUACCGAAUAAGCAAAAGGAAGUUCACUCUCCUGCAUGCUUUCUAUAAAAUAUAACUGAAUUUAUGACGACACAGAAACUCAGUGAAGUUUCAUACUACUUAAAUCAUCCUUUGUACAGGGUACAGUUUUUUUCAGACGGCCAUAAAAUGAGCUCAUCCAUUAGCUGACAUCCUAUUGUGAUUGAAAUAUCUUAGGUGCGUGAUAAUUAAUAUCACAAGCCUAGUUAAGUAAUCUUUCCGAAUCUAAAACGCAAAUCAAAAUUUCUGUUUAAGAGUUCAUGAGAUAGCACAACUACUAAAGCCGAAAGCACAUGAGGAACGUUGGGCGGAAUCCUUCACAUUUGUGUCAGACAGCUAGCUAGCAUACACCAUGGCAACUCCUAGACCCAUUUCUUUCGUCGACCGUAAAAGCCGUAAGCGUUGCACGUGUCCCGGGAUUCCAUUGACACGAUUGAUGAGACUGGCGGGGAGGGGUGUGGCAAGGGGCGCUUGAAAGCGGCAACCAGUAUAGCAGUUUUGGAGCAGUUCGAUAAGGUGGUAUACGCGGAAAUGCUUUGUAUCUUUGAGACAGUUUCGCUCACUGUUUAAUCAGAGCAAACGCUUUGACUAAGUGCGACCCGACUAAAAAUAAUCUCCGCCCAGACACACGGUUGAUGCCCUUUGUCAAACAGUUGGCGUAAGACUUUGAUCCGUGAGAGCGUAGGUGUUACAUUCAGUCCAUGAUCGGACAUGAUAGACAUCCUUGAUAAAGGAUGACUCUAACUUUCUAGUUAUUGUCAAUGAGCACGAACUUUACAAUGCCAAUAGAAACGAAGAGACGAGUCCCAGGAAGCAGUCUUGAAGAAAAAGAAGACACGAUCGCCACGACAAGAGCUUUAUUAGCCUGACGUUUCGGAUUCUUGCUCGAAUCCAUCAUCAGAGACAUAAGCAGAUAAGGGUGGUUCAUGCACAUGCGGCUGCAGUAUUUAUAGGAUGCAGUAGCCAUGCUACCGCAUACCUAUGAAUAUUCACAGCUCCCUCCCCUUUAUCAGGGAUCGUUGCACGUGGCGUGAUGGCCGACAUUCGCGUCGUUAAUUGCUGCAAUUUCAUCACGUGCGUUGGAUGUUGGUGUGAUGAUUGCUCGACCAUCUGACGCGCUGACCCGGGUGUUGGGAAGAGUGUUCACCAGUGCGCCCCCCGCGUGGCCAAUUACUCCGUCCAGACGAAGUCUCAGCACGGUGUAUUGAAUGGGAAAAUCAUUGCACUUGUUAAUAGACUGGGGGCCAGUAAACCAUGACUCAAGCAGCUCCCGCAUCACGCGGUUGUCACCUCUUGCGAGAAUUUCGGCCUCGUCAAAUUUGAAUGUGUGGCCGGAACCCUUCGAAUGAGCCGCAACUUGAGAGCUGGCGUAAUUUCUCCGCACCGCUGCAGCGUGUUCGGCCAUUCGCGUUUGGAGUUGUCUUCCGGUUUCUCCGACGUAGUUGCUUUGUCCGCAACUGCACCAGAUGCGAUAAACGACUCCAGACGUUUCUAGCCGUGGCAGCGGGUCUUUCGGUUUCAUUACCAGACGCCUGAUGGUUCCCUCCAGUCUGUGUGCAACUCCAACCCAAGUGAUUCAAGAAGGCAGUCGACAGCUUCCGAAACGUUCUUGGCAUAUGUAAGCGCUCGCCAAACCUUGGUGUCCGUGCGGUUAGGCACUUCGUCCCAUUUGCGUACGCAUCGGUUGACAAAGCUGCGCGGGUAGCCACUGGUUUUGAAGACCCGUCGGAGAUAUUGUAGUUCUGCAAUCUUGUCUUCCGACUCACUGCAGUGCGUUUCGACACUGUUGGCCGCCUUCUCGCACCAUAUUCGAGUAGGAAUCCAAAACGGCAGGCUAAUAAAGCUCUUGUCCCCGCGAUCGUGUCUUCUUCUUCUUCUUCUUCUUCUUCUUCUUCUUCAAGAAUUUUACAAUCUCCUGAAAUAUUGAUCAAAACUGUGAAAUACGUAUUCAAUUAGGAAGAACUACUUCAGUGUGAAAGUAAUACUGACUAUCUUUUGGCAUACUCAAGUAAUAUUUUAGGCAUGCCAGGAUUUUGGCUUUUGAAUUCUUUUCUUUUUGCCCGUCGAUAACAAUCGCAGUCGGCCAAAAUGGCAACUUAUCUAGUAUGCAUUUUCCUAUAACCACUUUUGAUGACCUUAUAAAUUCAAAAAAAUAUUGCUAAAAUGCAUGCAUAAAAAUAUUCUUUCUUAUGCUCGAAGAAAGGGUAAUUUUUAGUCUUAAACAGACUCCUCCGUUUCAGAAUGAUUUUGAGCUCGAUCUGUCAUUUCAUUUGCGCUUAGGGUUUUUAGUCUACUAACUGUAUGCUGCCCACGUAACGAAGAACAUUCAUUUUUCAUAUCUGUCAAGUAGGUGCCAUAUAGGGUUCAUAAAAUCUUGCAACGGAGGUGGACUAUGUUGUUUACCUUACGAGGAGGGUUAUUGGACACACAGAUUCAAUGCUAUUUGGACGAACAUCGCACAAUCCUAAAAAUCUCAUAAUAAGAGACUUUUUAAAAACUGAAAUAUGUCACUUCUCCGAGUAUGAGAUUUGGGAAAAGACGCGGUCUACUACCAAAUAAGUACAAGAGAUGAUAUUUUAUGCAUUUUCCCUGCAAAAUAUAUCUGGAUUUACAAGGGCAUCUAAAUACAAUAGUAAAGACGUCUACUACUUAAUUAGUCGUCUUUUACCGGGUACAGUAAUUGCAGACGGCCGAAAAGAAGGGCAUCUAAAAGCCAGAAUCAUGGUGUGUCUGAAAUAUUUGCGGCACCCUGCCGCACGAUAAUCGGUAUUACAACCCCACUUAGGUUAUCCUUCCUACUCAAAUGGGCAGUUAACAAUUUCAUUCAACAUUUAACGAGAUCGGUCACUGACAGUAUGUCCAUCUCUGAUUUCACCGCGUCUAGUUAUUUUCUUUGCCAAUGAAUGCCAAGGACACCGUAUCCACAACGGUCGACUUGAUCGACUGUGAAAGUGAGUUUGCUUCCAACAUCCUAGGUGAAACUAUUGGCCAUUUUUUUCAGAAUUUAAAUCUUAGUUGAGUGGUAGACACAAGAUGCAGUGUGCCGCUAAACGAGUCAAUAAAUACUCGACCUUGCCGAAGUGACAUUAUAAAGACUUGAGUAUCAAAGGUGUUAAACGGCAGUCUAGAGAGUUUGUGCCCACAUAGGCAACCCUGGAAAUCUUUGUGAUAUUAUCGGCUGAAGCUUCAAAGGUUAAAGUACCUAAUUUAUAUUUGUUAUUUUGAUAAGUGAGCCCGUUUUUGAGUGCUUCACUCAUAAACUUUCUUCACUCUGAGAAUUUGUACUGUAAUGAUUCCUAAACCGUUUUUAUUUCCAGACAAUAAGAUAACUGUUGAAGGACUCAAACGUCUGACGGAUAUGCUUCAGAUCCAAAUGGAGCGGCGUAGUACAACACGUGGUGAAACACUGACCGGGAUAACUCGAUUGGUUCUUUCGGUGAGUCUUAAAACGCUCCCAAGAUCUUUCGGCACCCGACUCUUGUUGCCACGCCCUCUCUCGCGCUUACUGUAAAUGAACCCAUCAUCAGAGACAGAGGCAGAAAAGGGUGACUCGUCCACAGGAAGUUGCAGUAUUUACAGGAUGCAGUCGCCAUGCUACUGUAUACCUAUAGCUAUUAACCACACUCCCCUUCAUCAAGGAUCGUUGCCCGCUGGUGCGCUAAUUGUUUGAUGGCCGACAUGCAAGUUGUUAAUUGUUGAAAUCUCAUCAGCCGCGUUGGAUGCUGGCGUGAUGACUGCUCGGUCACCUGGCUCACCGGCUUGCGCGCUCCCCGAGUGGUCAAUUACGUCAGCGAAUAAAACCCUUGUUCCAGCGAUCGCUUCUUACUGGCGAACGUCAGUCUACAGAAGACCGAUGAACACACUGCAAAUGCUCAGUUUCAACAACAACCACCGGCUACAACACAAACGAAGCUGUGUCCGCACGCUUUAUCGACGGGUGAAAACUGACUGCAGCACGCCAGCCGCCAAACUGGACGAGAUAAAUUUCCUCCAAGAACUCUUCAGAGCCAACGGCUGUCAGCGAGCAGUCGUUGAGCGGAGCCGAAUGCAACCAAGGAGACGAAAUGAAGAACACAACCAGCCAAAAUCGUGGCGGAGCAUUCAAUACAUGAAAGGGGUCUCAGAAGCCGUGGCUGGAUCCCUCGCGCAGCUAGGAAUAGGUGUUGCACAUAGGCCCGACUCAACAAUCCGCCGGCAAAUGAUGCGACCAAAAGAUCCGAUACUUAAUUAGGGGAUGUCGGCUGUUGUCUACCGACCUCAAUGCAGCUGCGGGAAGUGCAACUACGUUGGGGAAACCGGCCGACGGCUGCAAACGCGAGUGCACGAGCUUAAGUUGGUCGUGCGAAAGGUUGGACACAUAGUGGGAGGUAGCAACUCAUGCCGCGCAAAUGGGAAACAUCUUCAACUUUGAGGCCGUUGAGAUUGUUUGCUGGGGCGAUGAUCAUACAACAAGGCAGGUUCAAGAGGCCUGGAUGUCCACCGAUUGCUCUGUCAACCGCCACAUCAAUUUGCCUUCUUCUCCCCUAGCUGACUUUAUGAACCUUCUUAACAGGGGACAAUCGUGGCGCGAGACACUCAGGGUCGUCAAUUAUCUCCGUGACCAACGAGAGCAAGAGCGAUUUAAGUCACGGGGACAUGCGGGUCGGACGCAGCCACAUAGGCGCCUUUGGCGGGCUACGCAUCGAAGUACGCCAUAUAAGGAUAGCUGCGCGCAUGACUUCCCAGUCUCUGAAGAUGGGUAGACGAAACAACUACUCGAAGCGUCAGAUCUUUGAUAAACCUCUCCCGGUGAACGCCUCCUUCUCUUUUGAUAGUUGGAGGCGUUUAGCUGGGUUACAACGCCCGUCUGGGUGUGCCACCACACGGCCGACUUAUUUUUACCGACAAAUUCAGACCUCGAGCGCAUAGCUUCGUCAUGUAGAGGGCACCCUGCCGUUAUACAUUCACCCUGUUUAGUCUACAGGUUGAAGUGAUUUCUGGCAUCUGGCCGCAACGACAAGCACAGUUUAGUGGAAUUGCAAAUGAAAAAUGCCUGUCGGUUAGGUGACGAGCAGGAAAAUUGCUGCUUGCAUGCAAGCCCAUGGAGCAGCUGUCGCUCCUACCAGGCGCAACUUCUGUUGGAAAGAAUGCACCCAAAAUGACAGAAGAUGACCUAUUCUCCCCAGUAGAUACUUGGCAUCCAAAAAAUUUGUCAUUGAGUUAAAUGACAAAAAUGCGCUUUUUAGGAACUUUCUGUUAAAUACAACGAAGCAUUAGGAUAGAAACUAUUUAUAGUUUCUUCUAGACGUUUGACUUGCCAGACUAAACGCCAACUUCAACAGGCUGAAGCUAUUAAUAUCAAAAAUAGCCCAAUACCUAUUUUAAAGCCUUUUAUUAUUUAGGGAAUAGAGACUAGUACUUAACUAUAUUUUGCUUUACAAUUCAUCUGCUCGACGUCGGAGCCGUUGAAGUCAAACUUAACAAAAUAAGAAAUGGACGUGUUAGGUGAUAUACAGUGCUUUCUCCAAAACAAGCUUAGACUAAUCUAGAGCUUAAGCCCACAUGAGUAAACAAGGGAUUCCUGUUUCAGGGCAAUAAUUUUGACGAAAGCGUUGAAGAGGCGGAACAACUGCGUCAUCUGCUCAGAGAAAGGACAGAGGAUCUCUGGUCAACGGACGUGUCGGAGACCGCGUCUGCGAAUGACUGA
Messenger RNA from Spirometra erinaceieuropaei, 26565 nucleotides. The record is from the annotation of a GenBank genome assembly. Lineage: Eukaryota; Metazoa; Platyhelminthes; Cestoda; Diphyllobothriidea; Diphyllobothriidae.